AUGGGUGAAUGGGUUUUGGGAAAGAAAUUCAACACAGUCUAUCCGCACUAUGGAUCUAUUCAAUCCUUAUGGGAGCAAAAGUGGAAGCCUUGUUGUGAAAAAUCCAUCUACCCUUUUCAUGGCGGCGCCUUUGAGGAUUUUGACCCAAUUUUCGAAUCGUUGAUACAGGUAUUCCUUUACACUGCUGAAAACCUGUCCUCUGAAGCAGCAUUGGUCGAGCAGAGAGGUGACAUCGAAGCUGCCGUUCGCCUUGGUCUCCGAAGUGCUUGCGUCUCUCGCAUUUCCCGUUUCCCUUACCUAGGACCACAAGAUACUGGGCUCAAGAGACAUGCGUUUGAACGGCAAAAUGAUGUAUAUCUACGAGCUGGUGCAUUGAUGAGAUGCCCCAUCUACCCGAAAUCCAUCCACUUCUCGCAUAGACUGGAGCACGAAGGGAUGGAGAUCUCGGUCCUCCAACGACUACCCCUCGGACACGGCGAUAGACCGCACCCUGUGAUUCUGAUCAUGACGGGCCUCGACGGAUACCGACUGGAUAACACUGCUCUCACUGAUCGUCUGAUAGAGAGAGGCUGGGCUGUCGUGCUCUGCGAAAUUCCUGGGACAGCUGACUGCCCCGCAGAUCCCAAGGACGCAUCGUCACCCGAUCGUUUGUGGUCUUCUGUCAUUGAAUGGAUCAUGAAGCAGGCUUGUUUCGACCCAGACAAGAUAGGCGAGGAUGAUGGGCUUUGUCCAAUCGAAGAUUUGAUGGAACUGGCGGAUCAAGCGGCUGGAAGAGACUUGAUAAUUGUUAAGAACCGAAUGCAUAUGGGAAACCCAGAUGCUCAGCCACAGGUUAUUAAAUGGCUAACAUAA
This is a messenger RNA of Fusarium redolens, 852 nucleotides long. RefSeq names its product Alpha/Beta hydrolase protein. Lineage: Eukaryota; Fungi; Ascomycota; Sordariomycetes; Hypocreales; Nectriaceae. The record is from RefSeq and is a predicted model, not a curated record. The transcript is spliced from 5 exons. The coding region runs from base 1 to 852 and encodes 283 amino acids.